AUGCCGGGUCCGCGUACGCACUUUGCCAUGGGACUAGUGCUGCUGCUGUUGUGCGCGCUGUUGGACUACAGCGGGAGCGCGCCCUCGAGAGCGUCGCCCACGGGGUACGCGCAGCAGCGGCAGCAGCGGGAGGAGAGGGAUGAGUACCGGAGGCUGGUGGAAGCGGUGAGGCGAGUGGAGGAGACCCGGGCCCGGAGCGGAUCCAGGAGAGAGUCCCGCUUAUCGUCGCGAAGCAGAGUUGCAGCUCUGGAGGCGAGGGACUUCCGCAGCUCCAGGACAGACCGAGAGCAAGCAGUGUUCCCUCAGAAUCUGAAGAAGAAGGAGCAGUUCCUCCAGCACAUUACAGGUCCCCUCUAUUUCAGUCAGAAGUGUAGAAAGCAUGCAUACAGACUUUACCACCAGACAAGAGACUGCACAAAACCAGCAUAUUUCAAACGGUGUGCGCGGCUUCUUACCCGGUUAGCAGGCAGUCAACAGUGUCUCGAGGGAUAG
Messenger RNA from Knipowitschia caucasica, 492 nucleotides. NCBI's taxonomy places the organism in Eukaryota, Metazoa, Chordata, Actinopteri, Gobiiformes, Gobiidae. The record is from the annotation of a GenBank genome assembly.